AUGGAGAACCCUACGGCAAGGAUGCCGCCUCACGGCUCCUUGGAUGUUACGAUGCACUCGGCUCCUCAGAUACACACUCAGCUACCGGGAAUCAAUGACCUGACAGCUGGCAUCUCUGCUCGUGGCCACCCCGGAGAUUCACCCACGUAUACUAAUGAUGCAAAUGGCCGUGAUUCUGGGAACUGGUCACUUCAAUCCCCCAGCAAACAUUCUUCAAUUGUUUCCAAUGGCGCCAGCGGCUUCCAAUUACCACCCCUCAACUCACGCCCCUCCCCCAUCCGAAGCACCUCUGGUCAAGGGGACCGAUCACCCUACUCUGGUAAUCUCUCUGCCGGAGUUCCUCCAUCAGUGCGACAGCAAUCUCCAUCACAAGGACCGCCUUCGGAGCAGGUACACUCAGGCUUACCCUCUCUAACACAGCCUUAUGAUGCACAGCAGCGAGGUAGCAUGGAAUUUUCACCGCAAGAAUCACGUCGGAGUAGCGUGGACAGCCGUGUCAAUUCUGGCAUGAACCAACUCGCCAUCACCCCAUCAUCUCCAUACGCUACAAGCAACAAUGCGUCGCAAGCAUCUCUGGUCUCAAAUCUGCAGCGUGAACGAGGCAUCCUUAAUGACCAAGGACGAAAUGGCAUCAGCAUUCCUCGGCUGUCAAGUCAGCAGCAGCUCUCUCCGCUUGGACCUCAUGGCAGCGAGGGCCGGAUGAGAACUCGAAUCGCUCCUCCAAUCAGUGCAAAUCCCCGGGCCGAGUAUGGCAUCGCGAACCCGAACGCCGAGAAUCCCACCAAGGGUUUCUCGUAUGCCUUCCCAGAUCCGGCGGUGACCGGGCGCUCAUCGGAAAGCGAUGACGGGGAUCGUUCUUCUUUAACUCGACGGGAUAGCUACGCCACAUCAAUCACCAGUAGCAUUUAUACGAACGAUUCUCGCAUGCCCCCCGGCCAGAGGAGAUUCGACGAUGAGCCGCUACCGGGCGUACAUCAUCAUCGGUUACAGCAUCGUCAAGUCAGCGACCUGGUUGGUGGUGGUCAUGGCGGUACCCCUUCCCCCUACAGUCGAACGCCAGAGCUUCGAAAUAGCCAUAAAUUGGCCGAACGUAAGCGACGAAGCGAGAUGAAAGAUCUUUUUGAAGAACUGCGUCUUCAGCUGCCGUCUCACCAAGGCGCCAAGUCUAGCAAAUGGGAAAUCCUGACCAAGGCCACGGAGUAUAUCAAACAACUCGAGACCUCUCUUGACCGCUCUCAGCAUGAGUCGAAAGAGUACCUCUUUCAGUUUCGCCAGUCAGAAGAGCACUUCAAGGAUGUUCGUCUAGAAAACGAGCGUCUGCGCGAGUCGGUGCAGCACUUGCAACAACAAAUCUCCCAUUUCGGCGUCCCCCCUACGCCUUCAUAUCAGCCAACUUCCUCCUCCUUUGGCAAUCCUAACUCGCAGCCCGGCCGUACCGUUUUGCCUCCGCUUGGCGGGCCGGCUCCCUCCAAUUCACCCGCUCGUCAUUCCUCGAGUCAUGCCCCCCACUUGUCGUCCUCUAUGCAAGGCGUGCAGUACAGCAGCGACCGCCUCUGA
Xylona heveae TC161 is the source of this 1557-nucleotide messenger RNA. RefSeq names its product HLH-domain-containing protein. Gene Ontology annotation, molecular function: protein dimerization activity; DNA-binding transcription factor activity. The transcript is spliced from 4 exons. NCBI's taxonomy places the organism in Eukaryota, Fungi, Ascomycota, Xylonomycetes, Xylonales, Xylonaceae. Gene Ontology annotation, biological process: positive regulation of transcription by RNA polymerase II. The record is from RefSeq and is a predicted model, not a curated record. Gene Ontology annotation, cellular component: RNA polymerase II transcription regulator complex. Bases 1 to 1557 code for a protein of 518 amino acids.